Molecule: messenger RNA, 237 nt
Organism: Kwoniella mangroviensis CBS 8507
Lineage: Eukaryota; Fungi; Basidiomycota; Tremellomycetes; Tremellales; Cryptococcaceae
Exons: 2
Coding region: 1-237 (78 amino acids)
Source: RefSeq, a predicted model, not a curated record
AUGUCCGAGAACACCACGAGCAUCACCAGUGACCAUUCCAAUCCCAGUGGACGUUCAGCAAAUACUAGAUCAAAAACUGGUCCUCACUCUAAUUCGUCAGCGUCAGGAGGGACCAAGACUGAGAAUGGACCCACACCAACCUCUUCUGAAUCUCGAUCGAAAUACCAUCGAAUUCAGCCUGAAGGCGAUGUGAGACGAUUCGCUACCAAUACUCAAGAUCUUCCCGAUCCAGAAUAA